CACAGGGAGAAAGGGGCAGCUCAUUCCACCAUUCCCCUACACAUAGCCCUGACAGGCAUCAGAAUAUGCCACCAUUCUUGGAGUUUGCAUGCAGGACAGAUACAGCAGCUAAAGCAAGGGGAUCCAAGUCAUGGGCCCCAGGAAGAUGCACUAAAUGAGACUCUCCAUCUUUCUACCUUCUUCUGCAGCAACCAGGAUGGAAAAACAGAUGUAAAAUCCCUCAUGGCGAAGUUCAACACCGGGAGUAACCCGACAGAGGAGGCCGCCGCCAGCAGCAGGCCCUUCAAAGUUGCAGGUCAAAGCUCGCCUUCUGGAAUACAAUCAAGAAAGAAUUUAUUUGACAACCAAGGAAAUGCCAGCCCGCCCGCAGGACCCAGCAGCAUGCCUAAAUUUGGGACCACAAAACCACCCUUGGCAGUGAAACCUACCUACGAGGAGAAGCCUGAGAAGGAGCCUAAACCCCCGUUUUUAAAACCUACUGGAGUGAGCCCAAGAUUUGGAACACAGCCAAACUCAGUUUCUAGAGACCCUGAGGUCAAAGUGGGGUUCCUGAAACCUGUAAGCCCCAAACCCACCGGCUUGACCAAAGAAGAUUCCAAACCUGUGGUUUUACGGCCACCUGGGAAUAAGCUUCACAAUUUGAACCAAGAGUCUGACUUAAAGACGCCAGGACCGAAGCCAGGGCCUGCUCCCCCAGUCCCAGAAAACGAACUGAAGCCAGGGUUCUCAAAGGUGGCUGGAGCUAAGAGCAAGUUCAUGCCAGCGGCACAAGAUACUGACUCCAAACCCCGAUUUCCCAGACACACCUUUGGCCAGAAGCCAUCCCUAAGUACAGAGGACUCCCAGGAAGAGAACACUUCUAAGAACGUGCCUGUCCAGAAAGGAUCCCCAGUGCAGUUGGGAGCCAAGUCCAAGGGCGCCCCUUUCAAACUAGCUAAGGAAGACCCCGAGGGUAAAGACCAUGGAGCACCAAGUUCACCCUUUGCUGGAGUGGUUCUGAAACCUGCUGCGAGCAGAGGGAGCCCGGGUCUCUCCAAAAACUUUGAAGAAAAAAAAGAAGAUAGGAAAACAGACCUUGCAAAGAACAUCUUUCUGAACAAACUGAAUCAGGAAGAGCCGGCCAGAUUCCCUAAGGCCCCUUCCAAGCUGACAGCGGGGACACCGUGGGGCCAAAGUCAGGAGAAAGAAGGAGACAAGAAUUCUGCAACCCCGAAGCAGAAGGCCCUGCCUCCCCUGUCCGUCUUGGGCCCACCUCCACCCAAGCCCAACAGACCACCCAAUGUUGACCUGACCAGAUUCCGAAAGGCUGACUCUGCAAACAGUGCCACCAAAAGCCAGACACCUUACUCGACAACUUCGCUGCCACCACCUCCGCCUACACAUCCAGCCAGCCAGCCACCUCUGCCAGCGUCUCACCCCGCGCACCCGCCAGUCCCCAGCCUCCCCCCUAGAAACAUCAAGCCUCCUCUUGACCUGAAACAUCCUAUAAAUGAAGAAAAUCAAGAUGGUGUCAUGCACUCUGAUGGUACUGGAAAUCUAGAAGAGGAACAAGAGAGUGAAGGAGAAACAUACGAAGACAUAGACUCAUCUAAGGAAAGAGACAAGAAACGGGAAAAAGAAGAAAAGAAGAGGUUGGAACUAGAACGGAAGGAGCAGAAGGAGAGAGAGAAGAAAGAGCAAGAACUGAAGAAGAAAUUCAAGCUCACAGGCCCCAUUCAAGUCAUCCACCAUGCAAAAGCCUGCUUCGAUGUCAAAGGAGGAAAGAACGAGCUGAGCUUCAAACAAGGAGAGGACAUUGAGAUUAUCCGCAUCACAGACAACCCAGAAGGAAAAUGGCUGGGCAGGACUGCAAGGGGGUCAUAUGGUUAUAUUAAAACAACUGCCGUGGAGAUUGACUAUGAUUCGCUGAAACGGAAGAAGAACUCCCUCAAUGCUGUCCCACCAAGACUUGUUGAAGAUGACCAGGAGGUCUAUGAUGAUGUGGCUGAGCAGGAUGCCCCUAACAGCCACGGUCAGAGCGGAAGUGGAGGGAUGUUCCCCCCGCCACCAACAGACGACGAGAUCUAUGAUGGAAUAGAAGAGGAAGACGAUGAUGAUGGAUCCGUGCCGCAGGUUGACGAGAAGACUAACGCAUGGUCCUGGGGGAUUUUGAAGAUGUUAAAGGGAAAAGAUGACAGAAAGAAAAGCAUUCGAGAGAAACCUAAAGUCUCUGAAUCAGACAAUAAUGAAGGUUCAUCUCUCCCUUCUCAGCAUAAGCAACUGGAUGUGGGAGAAGAAGUUUACGAUGAUGUGGAUGCCUCAGACUUCCCUCCUCCACCUGCAGAGAUGAGUCAAGGAAUGAGUGUUGGAAGGGCAAAAAUGGAAGAGAAAGAUCCCAAGAAGCUAAAAAAGCAAGAAAAGGAAGAAAAAGACCUCAGGAAAAAAUUUAAGUACGACGGUGAAAUUCGAGUUCUAUAUUCAACUAAAGUUGCAUCCUCCUUAACCUCUAAAAAGUGGGGAGCGAGAGAUCUGCAGAUAAAACCUGGGGAGUCACUCGAAGUUAUACAAAGCACAGAUGACACCAAAGUUCUCUGCAGGAAUGAAGAGGGCAAAUAUGGUUAUGUCCUUCGGAGUUACCUGGUGGACAAUGAUGGAGAAAUCUAUGACGACAUCGCUGAUGGUUGCAUCUAUGACAAUGACUAGCACUCCGCUCUGUUCAUUCCACUGCGCCUCUUAGUGGCCAACAUGAAUUUUAAUUAGAAUGUUCUUGGGUAUUAUAGAAAAAAAUGUGAACGUACAAAAUGAAAUGUCAAUCUCUAUAAAGUUUUGAAAUUUUAAACCUGGAAAAUGAACUCUGUUUACUAUGUUGGAAGAUCAGGAAUGAGCUUCUUCCCUUCUUCCUUCCUCCUCUUUUGUUGCUGCUGUUGUUGUUGUUGUUGUUGUGAUCAAGGGUUUCUUACUGUGUCGUUCAUGCCUUUUUCCUGCCUCAGCCUCCGAAGGGCUGAAAUAAUCAAGCUGAGCCAGCAUACCCGCUUAAGGAUCCCAUUUUGCUUCGGCGCUUCUCUUAGACCACCAGCAGAAUCUUCUCCACCAUACGCUCUUUAAAGAAAUAAAGAAAAUGGAAUGUAAAGAAGGGACUUUCAAUUCCACAAGCAGUCAGCCUUCACUUGUCAUCAGAUUACCUACCCAAAAUAUAGGCAGAGCAAGUGCCUCUCAAGCCUGAAAGACAAGAGAAUUGGCAGAACAUUUGUAUCAAAUUGGUUCCUUUUUGUUCACUAUGAAAUCAUAUGUUAAUUAUUUGAUAAGCAUGCUUUCUGCUCUGUAUGCACAUCUAAGAUUAACCUGUGUACAAGAGUCUAAAAUCUUAUUUCUGUGGAUCUGUACACACAUCGUUGAAUUCUGUGCUCUGUUUAAAUACCAUCCUUACCUAGAGAAAUGGAGGAGGCUACCAGACAAUUGCGAACACCGUAAGGAAGAACCCUGAGACCCGCUCUCCUUUUACAGUGACGCUUUACUGUGUAGUCUCUUGGAAAGAGUUUUGUGUUUUGCUGUCAAUUGCUUCUGCAGAUCUUUACUAGAACCACUCUGCAGAACCACUUUACUAGAAAAUUGUUGAGCAGAGGGAACACAGGGCAAGAAAUCCCAGUGCUCCCAGUGCUUAGCCUGUGUGCUCCCCGCUGAGACCUGUCCCUCACCACCUCUUCCAGGCUGCAAAGCAUUGGCUUUUGUAUGCUAAGAACACUAAGCACCGUGAUCCAAAACAGAACACCCCAACAUCCAAGACAAUAACAGAUGAGGUAACACUGUUUUAAAAUUACUGAAUCCUGAGGCUGGUUCUAUUGUUGACCAUGCUGCAACCUUGGCAAUAUUCAUUACUUGCCCACUGUUCUUGUAAAAUACGAGUCAACUAAGUUUGUCCCAGCAUUUUUUUCUACUGCCAGCUUCAAGCUUUUACAGUUUUACCUCCAUCUCAGAUGCACAAUUCAGAAGUUCUUUUGUGUUUUUCUAUUUGAAAUCACUGAUUAAAUAAUAAUACAUUAUAUAAGUAAACUGCAAAAGUCCAUUGGCGUUUCCGAAGAGGGACCCCAUUACAUGUUCUUUUUUAAGUCAAAAAUUAUCUGGGAUAGAGAAAUAACUCAGUUGGUAAAAGUGUUUGCAGGCAAGCUUGAAGAUGGAAUUCAAUCCACAGAUCCCAGGUGAAAACCGAAUGUGGAGACCUACAGUUCUCGCCAUAUUAGUGCUGAGGAGGCAGACGCGGGAGGUUCCUGUGGAUCAGUGGACACUCUAUCUAUCCUAAUUGCUGAGUCCCACACCAAGGACAGACAUCUCUAAGGAAAUGAACAGCACCUGAGGAACAAGAGCUGAGGUGUCCUUUGGACCCUACACAUAUAUAUCCUCUCACAUAUAGGAACAUGUGCAUACGGAUUGAAAAAUCUGUAAAAAUAGCCCAAAGCCUUCCAAUGGUUAGAGUUUCUAUUACUUUGUUGUUGUUGUUGUCUUGUUUUGUUUUGUUCUGUUUUUGUUUUUUGUUUUUUGAAACAAGGUUUCCCUGUGUGACCCUCUCUGUUCUGGAACUUGCUCUGUAGACCAGGCUGGCCUUGAACUCACAGAGAUCCACCUGCCUCUGCCUCCCUAGUGGUGGAACUAACUAAAGGUGUGCUGCUGCCCAGCCAAGUGGUUUGAAAUUUUAAAGACUGUCAGCAGUAUCUACAGCUCAAUUUAUAGGAUACAGGCUCUGAGUCUCCGGGGUUGGGAAUUACUCAUCUCAGCUCAUCUCUGAGUAGGAAGUAGUUUGGCCAUAUCAGCCAUCCUGUGUCCUUGUGAUAAAUCCUUGUAUCAGUAGAUACAUAUGACGUGGCUCAAAAGUGGCCAUUUGGUAGCUUUGGCAUCAAAUAUAAAUUAUAUGCUGCCUGCCUUUUCAGUAAUUUUCCCUGAUUAAGAUUAGCACAAUUCAAUGCUAAAAUCCCAAAUUAGAUCAAGAGAAUAUUUCAGAUUCAAUGUAUAGUCAAGGAAAUGGACAGAUACCUAGGAGAAAUUUGUGUAAAAAUUAUUUAAUAUAUAUUUGAGGUCUUAAUUUUAAUAUACUAAAUGUGAUUUUGUUGUAGAUUGUGUGUGGACUUUUGAGCUGCCAAUAAAAUACUUUUUCAGCAAGUGA
This is a messenger RNA of Mus caroli (Ryukyu mouse), 5134 nucleotides long. Lineage: Eukaryota; Metazoa; Chordata; Mammalia; Rodentia; Muridae. The record is from RefSeq and is a predicted model, not a curated record.